AUGGACCUCCUACUCUCCAUCCCCGUGCUCACAUACUUCUGGGCCCCAUACCCUCCAUCAUGGUCGACAAGCCUCAACAUACUGCUAUUCACCAUUUCGUGGGGCACCCUGGUAAUGUCGCACGAUCCCAUCAAGGUGCAUCUGGUCGGUGUCGCCGCCAUCCGUCUCGUCUUCUGGCUCGCCCCGUCGCUCAUCUUCCUGCUCUUUGACGUUGGCCUGCCGAGCGUCGCCGAAUCCAUCAAGCACGGCGGCCGCGCGGGCCUGCCACCGCGGAACCGGCGCGCGCUCACCCAGCUUCUCCUCCUCGCGCUCUUCAACACUGCAUUCCUCCUUGCCGUCGAAGGCGCCUGCAGCUAUGCCCACGCCGUCGCGUUCGGAAAGCCCGAGUUCCUCACCACCACGACCCUGCCGUUCCCAUGGCAAAUCGCCAAGCACAUCGCCAUGGCCUUUAUCGCGCGCGAAGUCCUCCAGUACUACAUCCACCGCUUCCUCCUCCACGGCGCGUCGUCGUCCCCCGUCGCCCGCCUCCACGCCUCCUACGCGCACAGCCGGCCCAGCGCGCCCUUUUCGCUGCAGGUCCUCGCCGACCACCCGCUGCCGCUGCUCCUGCACCGCUUCCUCCCGCUGUACCUGCCCGCGGUGCUCAUCCGCGCGCACCUGCUGACGUACUUUGUCUUCGCGGCGCUCUGCACGCUCGAGGAGACGCUCAGCAUGUCCGGGUACACGGUCGUGCCGGGCAUCGUCAUGCGCGGCCUCGGGCAGCGCUGCGCGAUCCACUACGCGAGCGGCGGGGGCGCCAACUUUGGCGCGUACGGCGUCGCCGACUGGGCGCACGGGACGAGUCGCGGCAGGGGCGUCCUCGAGGAUCUACAGGCCGAGGCGGAGAAGCACCAGCUGCAGGAACGAGCCGGCGACAAGGUGGGCGAGGGCGCGAGUAUGGUGCAGGGCGGGUUGGACGCGCUGCGAGGAAAGAAGGGCAAGAGAAGGACUGCAAAGGAAAUUUGA
This is a messenger RNA of Akanthomyces muscarius, 1005 nucleotides long. RefSeq lists its product as uncharacterized. The record is from RefSeq and is a predicted model, not a curated record. Gene Ontology annotation, molecular function: iron ion binding; C-4 methylsterol oxidase activity. The transcript has a single exon. Gene Ontology annotation, biological process: ergosterol biosynthetic process. Lineage: Eukaryota; Fungi; Ascomycota; Sordariomycetes; Hypocreales; Cordycipitaceae. Bases 1 to 1005 code for a protein of 334 amino acids.